Didymodactylos carnosus is the source of this 771-nucleotide messenger RNA. Lineage: Eukaryota; Metazoa; Rotifera; Eurotatoria; Philodinida; Philodinidae. The record is from the annotation of a GenBank genome assembly.
AUGAACAUUAGCGGGACGGGCACUCAGUGUCUUCGAUAUUAUUAUUAUUUUACAAAUUCAAAUGAAAUUCAACGAAUAACGGUGAAGUUAGACACAGAUGGAAAUAGUAGCAUUAUUGAUGAAGUAACAGGCAUACCUCGUAAUGGAAGGAUUGAAGAGAAUAAAACAUUCGAUUCAACAACACCAUCAGGUUACAGGCUGAUUUUUGAAAUGGCACAACAAACUGGCACUGGAAUAUAUUACACAGCAAUAGAUGAAAUUAGUGUAUCAUUGGGCAGUUGUCGUACGUCCACCGUUCCAAUAACUACGACAACACCAGUGGAAGCGAAUUAUGGCAUUCUCAUUGGUAUUCCAGUGAGUUUUGGAUUACUCGUUUUAGCUAUUGCCAUUAUAGGAGGGCUGAUUUAUUAUUCUAAAGUUGAAAAUAAAAACGCAGUUCAUCCCGAAUCAGGAACGCCAUUGAAAGCUAUAGUAAAACAAGAUGAUUCCGAUCGAUUGAAAGCUACAGUAGAUCAAGAUGAUUCCGAGCGAUCGAAAGCUACAGUAGAUCAAGAUGAUUCCGAUCGAUUGAAAGCUACAGUAGAUCAAGAUGAUUCCGAGCGAUCGAAAGCUACAGUAGAUCAAGAUGAUUCCGAUCGAUUGAAAGCUACAGUAGAUCAAGAUGAUUCCGAUCGAUUGAAAGCUACAGUAGAACAAGAUGGUGCAGAGCUAUCGUGGUUGCCGACACCGAACCAGCCGAUCGAUACUUUGGGAAGUAGUGGAGUAAAUUAA